Saxophila tyrrhenica is the source of this 1164-nucleotide messenger RNA. RefSeq lists its product as uncharacterized. Gene Ontology annotation, molecular function: alpha-L-arabinofuranosidase activity. The transcript has 2 exons. The record is from RefSeq and is a predicted model, not a curated record. Lineage: Eukaryota; Fungi; Ascomycota; Dothideomycetes; Mycosphaerellales; Extremaceae. Bases 1 to 1164 code for a protein of 387 amino acids. Gene Ontology annotation, biological process: L-arabinose metabolic process.
AUGAAGUCGUCCACCAUUGUCAGCCUUCUCACACCAGGCAUCGCAUUGCUUGCUUCCGGCCGCCUUGUGCCUAGGCAAAUCUGUUCCGAGCUCCCAGCGAACCCAGAGCCAGUCUCCGGAUCUCCUUCGUCUGCCUCGUCUGCCUCAUCGGCACCUUCUUCGAUCGCAGCGCCAGCGGCCGCUUCUUCCGCCACCUCCGCUCCGUCAUCUUCCGGUGUGCCAACCUCUUCGGCGCCAGCGACUGGCGGUUCCUGUGCUCUGCCGUCCAGCUACCAAUGGACGGACUUUGGCGGUCCGCUGGCGGAGCCCGCUAAUGGCUGGGUCUCUCUGAAGGACUUUACGGACUCCAUCGUCGACGGGAAACACGUCGUGUAUGCAUCCUACCACGACGAUGCCAACUACGGAUCGAUGGCCUUCUCGCCGUUCAGCGACUGGAGCGCCAUGGCCGACGCCACCCAGACGGCCACGACAGGCUUCUCGGCAGUCGCACCAACGCUGUUCUACUUCGAGCCGCAAGACACCUGGAUCCUCGCCUACCAAUGGGGCGCCACAGCGUUCUCAUACCGCACGUCGAGCGAUCCCACUGACCCAAGCGGCUGGUCCUCGGAGUCACCUCUCUUCAGCGGCACGAUAUCCGGCUCCAACACUGGCCCGAUCGACCAAACAGUCAUCGGCGACGAUGAGAACAUGUACCUCUUCUUCGCUGGCGACAAUGGCAAGAUCUACCGUGCUUCAAUGCCCAUUGACAGCUUCCCAGGAGACUUUGGUACAUCGGCCGAGGAGAUCCUCAGCGAUACCAGCAACAACAUUUUCGAAGCCGUGCAGGUGUACACUGUGCAGGGUCAGUCGCAAUACUUGAUGAUCAUCGAAGCUAUUGGUUCGCAGGGCAGAUACUUCCGCUCUUUCACUGCCAGCAGCCUGGACGGCGAGUGGACUGUUCAGGCCGGGUCGGAGGAUGCGCCGUUUGCUGGGAAGGCGAACAGUGGUGCGACUUGGACCAACGACAUUUCGCAUGGUGCGCUGGUUGUGGCGGCGAAUGACCAGACGAUGCCGAUCGACCCAUGCAACCUCUCCUUCCUUUACCAAGGCAAGGACCCAAGCGCCAGCACGUCCGACUACGACCUCCAGCCAUACCGUCCUGGCUUGCUCACCUUGGCCAACUGA